AUGACGCCUGUUACAAAGAUGCUGCUCAGCCUCGCUCUCCUUUCUCUACUCAUCUCACCAGGUAAGAAAGCAUUCACAUAUUCUGUUUUCUCUUCUGCUGCAGUGCUGUCACUUGAUUGCUAUGUGUGCUCUUCUGCUGUCACUAAUGAAGAAUGCAACACGAACAAUGAGGAGUGUCAGGAGCCGCAGGACACCUGUAUGACUGUUGUGGACAUUUUAGGUUCUGCCAAAGUCAUCUCGAAGCAGUGUGCGAGCCAGGCCACAUGCAAUGGAGCAGCUGCCUCCGCCUCUGUGGACUCGAGCGGGAACGGGAACACUGUCGACUGCUGCAACAGUUUUAACUUGUGUAACUUCAGCGGAGCCGAGUCUGUUCACAUCCACACAGCAGUGCUACUUCUUACUGCAGGUAUGCUAUUCCUGCUGUCAUGCUGAUGUCAGAGGGGUCGCAGUCUGAGAAGUGUAGGGAUAAAUGUAUCUAAUAGGUUUUGAUUGUGUAAUAUAAUGUAAUAUAACUAUCAUGUAAAGACUAAAGUUUAAAGUUUAAUCCUGUUAGUAUUUUGGCAACACAUAGAGCUUGUUAAUAUUAUUUUUUACAUGGUUGUAAAUUAUUGACAGAAACCUGACGUUCUUUAUGUUGCUGUAUGGAAAUUCUUUUAGUGUUUUGUUAAAAAAAAAUUAAAAAAAGACAAUGGAUGGGGUGCCGGUAACCUAGUGGUUAGUUUGUUACCACUCUCUCUCUCCACAGUGCUGUCUUUAAAGUAAAGGCAUAAAAAAUCCCACAAAUAAAUGUUUUCGAUGUACUAUGAGAUAUUUCUGAAUGUUUCAAAACUGUCUAAAAUGACUUAAAAGGGUUUAAAUGAAUUUCCAUACAGUAUUUACAGUGGUUAGACUUAUAAGAAAGGUCAUUAAGUGUCCGUGCUACAUUCAAUUAAUUCCAAACAGGCUGUCUCAAUGAAGGGACAAAAUCUUUAGAGUCAACUUUUCUGUUUUAA
Messenger RNA from Labrus bergylta (ballan wrasse), 992 nucleotides. The record is from RefSeq and is a predicted model, not a curated record. NCBI's taxonomy places the organism in Eukaryota, Metazoa, Chordata, Actinopteri, Labriformes, Labridae.